Messenger RNA from Lingula anatina, 1200 nucleotides. Its product is annotated as histone H1-III. Gene Ontology annotation, biological process: nucleosome assembly; chromosome condensation; negative regulation of DNA recombination. Gene Ontology annotation, cellular component: nucleus; nucleosome. The record is from RefSeq and is a predicted model, not a curated record. NCBI's taxonomy places the organism in Eukaryota, Metazoa, Brachiopoda, Lingulata, Lingulida, Lingulidae. Gene Ontology annotation, molecular function: nucleosomal DNA binding; structural constituent of chromatin; double-stranded DNA binding.
CCUCAAUUCAACAGAGUAAGAAGACACAAAAGAAGAAUUCGUCAUGGCUGACACCGCUACCCCACAGAAGAAGGCCAAGGCAGCCAAGCCUAAGGCUCCAGCAGCUCACCCUAAGGUCGCCGAGAUGGUGGUUGCAGCUAUUGCUGCCCUGAAAGAACGCGGAGGAUCCUCUGGCCAGGCCAUUAAGAAGUACAUCGCGGCCAACUACAAGGUGGACAUCGUGAAGAUCGCACCAUUCAUCAAACGUUACCUGAAGAGCGGCGUCACUGCUGGCACCCUAGUCCAGACCAAAGGCAAAGGUGCUUCUGGCUCUUUCAAACUGAGCGCUGCCGCUAAGAAACCAGCAGCGAAGCCCAAGAAAGUAAAGAAGCCCAAGGCAGAGGCAAAGAAAGUGAAGAAGGUCGCCAAGUCUCCAAAGAAAGCAAAGAAGUCAGCCGGUGAGAAGAAAGCAAAGAAGGCCAAGUCUCCCAAGAAAGCUAAGUCCCCCAAGAAGGUGAAGGCAGCCAAGCCAAAGACAGCGAAGAAGGCCAAGUCUCCGAAGAAGCCGGCCAAGAAAGCCGCCAAACCCAAGGUGAAGAAGUCCCCUAAGAAGACUGCCAAGAAGGGAGAGUGCCAGGGUGGUAACGAUCGCAUACAACCCANCAAGUCUCCAAAGAAAGCAAAGAAGCCAGCCGGUGAGAAGAAAGCAAAGAAGGCCAAGUCUCCCAAGAAAGCUAAGUCCCCCAAGAAGGUGAAGGCAGCCAAGCCAAAGGCAGCGAAGAAGGCCAAGUCUCCGAAGAAGCCGGCCAAGAAAGCCGCCAAACCCAAGGUGAAGAAGUCCCCUAAGAAGACUGCCAAGAAUNUCACUGCUGGCACCCUAGUCCAGACCAAAGGCAAAGGUGCUUCUGGCUCUUUCAAACUGAGCGCUGCCGCUAAGAAACCAGCAGCGAAGCCCAAGAAAGUAAAGAAGCCCAAGGCAGAGGCAAAGAAAGUGAAGAAGGUCGCCAAGUCUCCAAAGAAAGCAAAGAAGUCAGCCGGUGAGAAGAAAGCAAAGAAGGCCAAGUCUCCCAAGAAAGCUAAGUCCCCCAAGAAGGUGAAGGCAGCCAAGCCAAAGGCAGCGAAGAAGGCCAAGUCUCCGAAGAAGCCGGCCAAGAAAGCCGCCAAACCCAAGGUGAAGAAGUCCCCUAAGAAGACUGCCAAGAAGUAAAUGAAUACUUCUGU